UUACUUUUCCCUUGCCUUUCAGAGCUUCUACCAACGAAGAGUUGAAGUCCGUUGCCUCAAAUUCUCUCUUCGGGGGAGGAUGUUACCCCCAAGCUCCUCCCACGACCCUCAAAAUGACGAGAACAUACUAGCGAAGCCUCUGGUCAACGGGGAAGGCCCGCCAGCGGAGGACUCAGAUGGCACAACAACGCUUUCAAGUCAGCCCGGCGCUCCCGAGAAGCCCAGCGUCGUCGACGUGUCCAGCGUUAUUACGCAGGUCACGUCCGUCACAGCGCACAGGCCGGUGGCGCCCUUCCGCGUAGCCCAGCAACCACAGCCCAAAAGCUGGCGAAGGCGGUUCCGGUCGCUCCUCUGCUGCUUCGCACCGCAGAGCCAGGGGUACUUCCGGCAUGCACAAGACGGAGAGUAUAGCGGCGGUCGCUUUGUUCCGCCACAGCCCCCCAAGGUGCACCGGGAGCAGCUCAUAGGGCCGAAACGGUCCGACGACCACAGCAAGAAGACCCUGGUGCUGGACCUCGACGAGACGCUGGUGCACUCCUCCUUCAAGCCUAUCCCCAACCCGGACUAUAUCCUGCCGGUGGAGGUGGACGGCAAGCUAGUGGACGUGUACGUACUAAAGCGGCCGUGGUGCGACCACUUCAUGGAGAGCGUCGGCGCGCGCUUCGAGGUGGUGGUGUUCACGGCCAGCCUCGCUAAGUACGCGGACCCGCUUUUAGACCUCCUCGACAAGCAGCAGCUCGUGCGGUGGCGGCUAUUCCGGGAAUCGUGUUUCCCCUACGAGGGCAACUACGUCAAGGACCUGAGCUGCCUGGGGCGAGACCUGUCGCAAACAAUCAUCGUGGACAACUCGCCGCACUCGUACGUGUUCCAGCCCGCCAACGCGGUGCCCAUCAGCACAUUCAUCGACAACAUGGACGACCAGGAGCUGCUGGAGCUGCUGCCGGUGCUCAACGAGCUGGAGCACGCGCCCGACGUGCGGACCGUGCUCGGGGCAAACCUCGGGCUGCGGGAGCUCGGGGGCUAAAAUGGUGGAUGCGGCAGCAGCAGCGGCGGCUGCUGCCGCUGGACUGCUGCUGGUGCCGGCGCCUCCGGCCUGGUGGCGCAUCAGCUGCCAAUUAGCAGGGAGCUGUCUUCUGCUUGCUUCGGGGGCGUCAGGCCAGGCCAUCCCCGCAUGCGCGCAGGCAGCGGAAUGCUGCAGACCGUUGGGCACCUGGCCGACAUGUCCUGGUCAGGGGUCACUGCUGAUGCAUGGGGAUGGCCGCGAGUGGGUGGCUCUAAUAGCAGCAACGGCAUAUGCCAGCUCGGUGGGGCUGGGUUGUGGGCCUAGUGGGCCGUAGCCAGCGUGGACGCAACGUGGCUGCUAGCCGCGAUUGCGACUGGCCGCCGCCUAGGCACUAUGCGUAUAGCAGUUGCAGCACCGCGCAGAGCCCGCACUACCACAGCAAUGGCACCCAGCGGCUCCAGUGGCUACGGGAAUUUCCAGCGCUCGGCGACAGCAACAUACUCCCGGCAUCAGCCCGUGCAGCAGUUGCUGCAUCUUCGUACGGGCUCCGCCAGCUGGCGCAUUCUUUCUUUCUUUGUAUGACAGGACGGUGGGUGUGUUGAACUACUUACUUUGACGUGCGUUUGACUACCUGACUGACCUAAGUCUGACCGGAGGAGGAGGCAGCAUGCUGAUUGGCAGGUGUUAUGUGCGUGGGGUUGCGCGCUCGCAACUACCCAGCUUCCACGCAUGCAACAUGCAAGCCGGGUGCUCGCGCUUUGGUGGCAUUUCCUUAGUAACCCCGCCUGCACUUUACAAUUGCAUACAGCCACUGAGUGUAUCAUGUUUUGUGUGCAUGGCCACGCGGCCAGGCGGCAGCGAAGAGCGCAAUACCGUGUUUGAAACGAAUGAAGCAGGAGCAAGCGUAUGGUGUGAGAUACGAGUCAAUGUGGUUACAGGAAAUGCGGCAUGCCGUAGGGCAGAUGGCGAAGUAGUCGCUACUAGCCCCUGAACCCGUGCACGAGUUGUCUUAGGCAUUGUGUACUGCACACGACGAGCCGCACAAAGGUGGUUGCAGCCUGACAAGCGUCGGACAGACUUGCGGACCGUGCCGGAAUGUGCCGUUUUGAGCAUUUGCCAGACGCUACGCACAGUCGCUGCAGUUUACCGCAAGGCCAAAGCGCAGCGAGGCAGGCAGAUCGUGCGGGGGGUUGUGUGAGACUGGGCCAUGCAAUGAGCGUGUGCCAGCUCUACGAAUGUAUGAUACAGAACUAGCAUGACCGCAGUGAAGACUUGCGGGGGCCAGAUAGCUGGGACGGCGGGUGCUGCAUCGCGGGCCGGGAGGCAAGGCCAUGCUAAUGCGCGACUUCGCGUGACGCGUUGUCGGGACGGCUGGCGAUCAAGGAUGCUGACCGGCACUACUUGAGCAACGCGGUGCAUGUACGACGAAGGCAUUUGUUCGACGCGCAGCGUAAUAAGGGAACACAUGUUGAGGAUGUCGAUGUCGGUUGUUUGCAUCACGGCGUGUGUGCAUGGUUGGAUUUUGGGAUGUACGGGGUUGGGCGUGACCUGACAAGACACAUACUACUGCGGGCAUGAUCAGGAUAAGGCGCUUCCUCGUACGGCGGGUAGUCACGGCCUGCGUCACACCGAUGGAAGUGCCUGUACUGAAGAAGAGACGGCACAGUGCCACAGCUGCAGCAGGGGCGACUUGCCUCGGUGCUAGACUCGAAGUCUGAACUGCAAGGACAGAUGACUGCAAAGGCGCAAUAUGCAUAGAGUGUGACGGUUCAUAGAGAGGUUGGUGUGUGACCUAGACCCGCCUGGACAACAGCCCAUGCGGGUUGGGCACGCAAGCAAGAUUCAAGGCGGGGCCUCGUGCUUUCUUCUUGUGGUGGCAGUGGUGGCGGGCAAGACUGCGCGUGCCUGUUGGGUUUUUGGGUUAACACCGAAGCUUACUGAGACGAUGUGCUACUGUGCAUGCCAGGGAAUCGGGGAUUCCACGAGGUGCAUGAUGGGGUCUGGAAGCCUGCCCACUGGGCCGACCGACUGGGCGCCAAUGUAAAGCCCGGUCAAC
Chlamydomonas reinhardtii is the source of this 3059-nucleotide messenger RNA. RefSeq lists its product as uncharacterized. NCBI's taxonomy places the organism in Eukaryota, Viridiplantae, Chlorophyta, Chlorophyceae, Chlamydomonadales, Chlamydomonadaceae. Bases 80 to 1024 code for a protein of 314 amino acids. The record is from RefSeq and is a predicted model, not a curated record. Gene Ontology annotation, molecular function: phosphoprotein phosphatase activity. The transcript is spliced from 4 exons.